AAUAGGUAAUAAUAUAAUGACAGAUAGGCAACCCAUUUAUCUAUUUCCUUGAUAGAUAAAUAUCAGCUGACUAUAUUGUUAGGUUAAGUUCGUAAUGUUUACUUUUAUUGUGCGAUUUGUUGAUAAAAUAACGCUAAAAAAUGUCUGAUAACGUGUUAGACGCAGAAAAUUGGAAAUUUGAAGCUCAAGCAGUUAUUAACGAUAUAAAAAACCACGUCGAAACCGCUUCAAUUUCAUCAAAAAUCGUCAGCACCAACGAAAAAAUUUACGUUAACAUCAGGACGAUUGAAGGAGAAGAUUUCUGCCUGGAAUUAUCAGCCUUGGGAUUUCGUGUAUGCGGAAAUCAGCCCGAUACGAUAAAUGAACCCACCUCGGAAUACUACGAAACACCGUACGGAUUAUUAAACGUAAUCAGCCCGAAAUUUCGCGAAUCUUUCGGUAAUCUUUUAGUAACGAAAUUGUCGGAAUUACAAAAUAAACAAUAAACACGGGUUAUUAUUUGCGUGAUAGUAGUAGGGAUGUUCAACGCGCACGUUGAAGUUGGUACCGCUGUUACCGGAGCUUGACCCAGUGCUCAUAAUUUCAUACCGCUCCUAAACAAUGAGUGGUGUUGACAGAUUUCUGACGUCCACCUCGAUGCGAAUCAUGAAAAAAACCGACGCUUUUAUAUCGUUUUAAAAGACAGGAUGUGAUGACUGUUUUUUGCAUUGUUUAAACCCGAUUUUUUGAAAUUUAUUUUGCUUGGACUAUUUUAGUGAAAAUUUUUAGUGGCCAUAGUGCUCCUAAGGUGUGAUUAUCCCAGGCUUUGACAAUGCAAACUACAUAAUUUAAGGUUUACGAUCCUCAACGCUGCUGAUGGGAUUUUACACGAAAGGUACG
This is a messenger RNA of Onthophagus taurus, 879 nucleotides long. Its product is annotated as GSK3-beta interaction protein-like. Gene Ontology annotation, molecular function: kinase regulator activity; protein kinase A binding. Lineage: Eukaryota; Metazoa; Arthropoda; Insecta; Coleoptera; Scarabaeidae. Gene Ontology annotation, cellular component: cytoplasm. The record is from RefSeq and is a predicted model, not a curated record. Gene Ontology annotation, biological process: regulation of canonical Wnt signaling pathway.